UCAGUCAUGCUCAUUAGAUUCAAUGCGACCCGAUCCGUUUCUCAACUUCUCAAGCUCCGAAACAGGGUUUUAGAACUUUAUGAAUCCAAAAUUAAAGGUCUAAAACCCUGAGAAUUUUUUUUGUGAUUUUUGGCGUCUUUUGGCGCCACCGCCAUCGCAAGAUCAGUUUUCCGAUUAACCUCUGUUCGGAAAGAUGCGGCUUGCCUCGCCCUCAAGCUAAAGCCAAAGCCGCUUCUUCCCCGCUUGGUCUCUCUUCCAGGAUUCGUCUCUCAAAAUCGCAUUUUCAGGUGUCCAGUUGAAUCUAGCUUCUGUGUUGAAUCGAUGCAAUGAUGAUGUGUGACUAAUGUUGAGAGGGAACGGACCAAGUUUACCGCACACAAUUCACCAUAAUAAGAGUGUAUGCAGAUAACAGGAAAAAAUCAGUGAACUGUUGAAGAACCAAGUUGAAUUUCCUUAGCUUCCAAGACAGAGAGAUCCUUGAAAGUACUAAAACUGACAUUUUCCAAACUCAGUGCGCCGUUCAUCGUCCUUCUUCUUCUCAUCCAGCGUUUCAGGGAAUAAAAGAAAUCCAUAACAGAGGCAGUACUGCAGAAAAGUGUUUCAUAAAAAAACCCUAGCAAAAGCUUCGAUGCAGGCGUAAAACCCUUGUUCCCACCCCCUGUUUUCAUUCGUAAAGAAAAUGGAGGAACCAAAGAUUGGGGAUUGCGAAGAGUGCAAAAAGAAGGCGUCAAAAUACAAGUGCCCAGGUUGCUGCCUCCGCACCUGCAGCCUCCCUUGCGUUAAUGCUCACAAGCAACGCACUGGCUGCACUGGCAAACGCAACAUCACUUCCUUUGUUCCCCUCUCUCGCUUCGACGAUAAUCUUCUCCUCUCCGAUUAUAAUCUGCUGGAGGAAACGAAGAGGAUCGCUGAAUCUGCUACAAGAAUAAGGUCCAAACUAUGUAACACUACCAAUGGUGGACAUCAUCCUCGUUUUAAGCUACCACACCCUCUUCGAAACCUCCGCACUGCUGCUGCCUCUCGCAGAACUAAGCUCUUGUUUCUGCCUUCUGGAAUGUCUAAGAGGGAAACUAAUCAAACUCGAUUUAACCACAGGAAGAAGUAUAUUUCAUGGACCAUUGAAUGGCGGUUUCACUCUACAGAUGUUGUUUUACUUGACCAUGGUAUACAUGAAGAUACAAGCCUCUGUUCAUUAAUUGAAAACCAUCUGCAACCUAGUCCCUGGAAUCAUCCUCUCAGGAAGUUCUGCGAGGAGCAGCUCGACUCCCUCAAGUUUUUUAUCCGAAAAUACCCUAAGGGAUCCAAAUCGCCUUUCCGGGAGUUAGACAUAAAGGCCCCAUUACGGAAACUAUUAGCUGAUAUGGUUGUUCUAGAGUAUCCUGUGAUUCAUGUGUUUCUUCCUUCGAACACUGUGAUUUUGAAGUUAUCAGGAGAAUCAUCUCGCCACCACGGGCCAGAGGGAAAAGAUUCUAGCGGUGCUGAUAAUGAAAUACCAAAAGGUGUUACCUUCAAGGAGGAGGAAAUAGAAGACAAUGGUAGCUCUUUAGAACCUCAGGUCUUUGAUCUUAUGAAGCAUGUGCUGUCAAGUCCAAUGCAUCAAAUCCUUCUCAAAACAAGUCUGAGAAAGCAUUCGGUGGUAACUCAGUUUUGUCUUUGUCGGCAGAGCCGGGCAGGAAACAGGGUACAUUGCAGCCUCCAGGCUAAGGACUCUGGAUUAUUUGAUGACAUGGAGUUUGAUUUUGAUCAAGGCUUAAUAGAUGCGUAUUCAGACCUGAUUGCCGAAAUUAAUCCAGAUGACUUUCUUGAUUUAGAAGGUGAAUUUGCUAAGCAACCAGAAACAGAAGAUAGAACAGACCUUUCAAAUUCGAGGGGAGUUUUCUUUGCUGAGGAAUUGGAGGAGGGGGAGAUCCUAGAUUAAUUUAUUAUGGUCAAUCUUUCUGGGGAAGCAGCGAAACAAUGGUUGGAAGAAGAAUUUUCUAAGAGUUGUUGCUCACUACUGAUCAUAAUCUCCGCGGACAAUCUGCCCCAGCUUGCAUAUCUAUAGAGCAAACCCUGCAACUCUGUGUCAUACUGAAGUUGCUCAAUUACCUGGUAGUGCACAAGAUCAGGACAAAUACAUGGAUAUCUUGUAAAUGCAAUAGCUUAUAUGUAAUUUCAUUCCUGCUGAAAGGUAUCUGUUUGAGAGGGGGGAGGUGAAUGUGUUUUAUUAUUAUUUUUUUGCUUGAUAUUAAAGAGGCCUUGGAUUCAUGUUAUUCUUUUCGGUUAGUUGGGUGUACUCGCGAUUGUUGAGGAAGUUAAAUUGUAUAACAUGCUGGUUUUUGUCUACAAA
Messenger RNA from Gossypium arboreum, 2329 nucleotides. RefSeq lists its product as uncharacterized. Gene Ontology annotation, biological process: maturation of LSU-rRNA from tricistronic rRNA transcript (SSU-rRNA, 5.8S rRNA, LSU-rRNA); box C/D snoRNP assembly; snoRNA localization. The transcript is spliced from 8 exons. The record is from RefSeq and is a predicted model, not a curated record. NCBI's taxonomy places the organism in Eukaryota, Viridiplantae, Streptophyta, Magnoliopsida, Malvales, Malvaceae. Bases 680 to 1918 code for a protein of 412 amino acids. Gene Ontology annotation, cellular component: pre-snoRNP complex; nucleus.